Molecule: messenger RNA, 2257 nt
Organism: Mytilus trossulus (common blue mussel)
Lineage: Eukaryota; Metazoa; Mollusca; Bivalvia; Mytilida; Mytilidae
Product: bleomycin hydrolase-like
Exons: 11
Coding region: 112-1476 (454 amino acids)
Biological process (GO): proteolysis; response to toxic substance; L-homocysteine catabolic process
Cellular component (GO): cytoplasm
Molecular function (GO): cysteine-type aminopeptidase activity
Source: RefSeq, a predicted model, not a curated record
CGUUCUCUUUUUGCUUUGUGGUGUUUGGGCGACUGAAAAUUACAGUCUGUCCAAGUACCAGAGUGGCAGAAGCGUCUACUAAGUGACAGGACAUAUUGCAAAAAGUGCAAAAUGAGUAGCUUACCAGGUAUUCAAAAUGAGGAUGUAAAGCAGUACAAGCAGUCAUUUCUGUCUGAUCCGAAAAAUAGACUUGCCAGGAAUGUAUGUUCUAAACAAGAUUUAUGGGAUGUGUGUAAAAAUCCAGAUGUUAUACAUACCACCCCUCAUGUAUUCAACUGUAAGGUAUCUGAGGGUAAGCCAAUGACAAACCAGAAGAGCUCAGGGAGAUGUUGGAUAUUUGCUUGUUUAAAUGUUAUAAGAAGCAAAUGCAUGAGCCAGUUUAAAGUUGAAAAUCUUGAGUUUAGUCAGAAUUACCUCUUCUUCUGGGACAAGGUUGAGAGAGCUAACUACAAUCUUCAGUGUUACGUACAAUGUGCACGUAAAGGUGAGACAGCUGAUGGCCGAUUGGUUCACCACCUAUUAUUUAACCCUGCUGAAGAUGGAGGCCAGUGGGAUAUGAUGAUCAAUCUAAUAGAGAAGUAUGGUAUCGUACCUAAAACCUGCUGUCCUGAUGCUCAAAGUGCUGAAGCUUCUGUCAAGUUCAAUAGGCUCAUCAAUAAUAAAAUGAGAGAGUUCUGUAACUGUCUUCAAACUAUGGUUAAAGAUGGGGCAUCAGAAGCUAAGGUACAAGCAGAAAAAACCAGGAUGAUGGAACAGAUAUACAGGAUAGCAGCUACAUGUUUAGGGACACCAUCAGAGACCUUCACUUGGGAAUUCUAUGACCUAGAAAAGAAUUAUGUCAAAAUUGGACCAAUCAAACCAGUAGAUUUCUACCGACAAUACAUCAAACCAAUCUAUAAUAUGGAGGAUAAGGUGUGUAUAGUAAACGAUCCUCGCCCAAACCAUUCCUACGGCAAACUGUAUACCGUAGACUACCUAGGAAAUAUGACUGGUGGACGACCAGUUCUUUAUAUCAAUCAACCAAUUGAAGUUUUGAAGAAGGUCACAAUAUCUUCUCUCAAAGAUGAUGAGGCAGUGUGGUUUGGAUGUGAUGUAGGCAAAUGCUUUUAUAGACAAGCAGGCUUACUAGAUUUAGAUGUAUUAGAUUUAGACCUAGUGUUUGGUACCAACAUGCUAGGCAUGUCUAAAGCAGACAGACUGAUCUAUGGAGAAUCUUUGAUGACUCAUGCAAUGACCCUUACAGCUGCACAAGUUGAAGAGGGUUCUGAUAGUAAAGCUACCAGGUGGAGAGUAGAAAACUCCUGGGGUGAUACUGAUGGAGACAAAGGUUACAUAGCAAUGUCAGAUAACUGGUUCUCUGAGUUUGUCUAUGAAGUUGUGGUAGAUAAGAAAUAUCUAACAUCAGAUAUGCUAGACGUACUCAAACAAACACCAGUUGUUCUACCAGCCUGGGAUCCCAUGGGAGCACUAGCUUAAUGAUUCAUUAACAUUUAGAUAACAAUAUUCCAGUAGUAUAGUGUUGUAGACUUCUUUUACUCUAAUGAAUGAUAACUCUGUAGAAUUUGUACUGUCUCAUUUUCACAAUGGGCUUUUCUAGGAAAUAUGUAGAGGACAACAAUUUUUAAGAUUUUGUAGUAAUCUUAAUAAAUGACUCUUUUCUGAUAAAUCAAUUAAACUAUUCACUUUAAAAUUACUUUUGUUUGGGGAACAGUUUAUGUGAGAAAAUAUAUAUUCAAAUAAUCUAUCAACAUUUACUAUUAAUUGUUUUUUUUAUAACACAAUACUGUGGAUUCAUUAAUAUUCGUUGGAUACCAAUUUUGUGGAUUUUGUGGGGACAGGAGAACCACGAAUUCAAAUGUUCAACGAAAUACAAAUUUUGAAAAGGAAUGAGUGUAGACUUUGCCAAAACCAGGAAAUUAAAUAUCCACGAAUAUGUAAGUUUUCCUCAAACCACGAAAAUUGGUAACCACGAAAAAUAAAUGAAUCCACAGUACUACAAUUGAGAACUCACUGGUUCAUUUGAUUGGAUAGAUAAAUAUGUUUGCUUUCAUUUUUAACUUCAUUCAACAAAACAGCAAACAAAUAUUACUUUAUCAUAAUUAUAUUAAUUGAAGAUAACAUAUUCAUAUCAACAAAUUGAAGGAUAUAGCCUGAUGCUUGUGAUUAAAUUAUAGAAUAUGAAUAUGUAUGAAACAUAUUAUAUUCUGUCUAUAUUGAGUCCUAGUCAUGAGGUUAGAGUAUGCUGGUGUUGUGAUAU